Messenger RNA from Astyanax mexicanus (Mexican tetra), 1574 nucleotides. RefSeq names its product CD48 antigen-like. Bases 606 to 1295 code for a protein of 229 amino acids. The transcript is spliced from 3 exons. NCBI's taxonomy places the organism in Eukaryota, Metazoa, Chordata, Actinopteri, Characiformes, Acestrorhamphidae. The record is from RefSeq and is a predicted model, not a curated record.
CACGUUAUAUAUUAAUGAUUUUAACGUCAGCAGCAUUAGAUUUCGACCAGAGAUCUGCUCUACUGAUCUAACAGCCUAACAGUCAGCGAGAUAGCAGGUGAAAUCGUCCUCAGAUCUUAUCUGGAAAUGUAGUACUUGAAAAAGUCAGGAAAAAUGGAGAAAAAAACAAGAAAAAAGACUGAGGUGUCUCAACUCCCAAAACUCCCGGUUAAUACACAGGAUGCAGCUCUAGAGCACGUGCACAUUAAAUCAUACUGGUCUAUAGUCUAGUGUUUGAGUCAUUUAGUUACUUUAAGUCAUGUAAUAUCUGAAAUGUAACAUACAGUUGCUACUCUGAAGCAUUUUUCUUAAUAGUUGUUUCUUUUAAUUAAAAAAAUGUAGAUUUUUUUUCGUGUUAACCCCUAAGUUAAAGUUUAGUUCCCUUAUUCAUAAACAUCUAGUGACGCCCCGGAGUUUAGUAUGUGUAAAGAAUGCGCAUGCCCAGUCUUGUCCAGCCCAGAGCGAGAGAAUAAUCUGUAAUUUUAUCCUCAGUGUGAAGCUGAGAGGACUGACUGCAGUGUUCAGACUGUUGAUACAUAGAUUACUGUUAAAAAUGGCACAUUAAGAUGUUCAUAUUCAGGAUUACUGGAGCUGUUUUCAGCCUGAUUCACUGUGUGCUGUUCACAGCUGGAGAAGAGGUGGUUAAACUGCAGGAGCUGGAGGGAAACACUGUAACCCUCCAUACUGGAUUAACUGGAGUUCAGAGUGAAGCUCAGAUACUGUGGUUCUAUAGAUCUGAGAAAUCAGAUAUAAGGAUAGUGAACAGUCUGAUCAUUAGAGGAGAGGAUAUUACAGAUUAUUAUACAGACAGAUUCAGAGACAGACUGCAGCUGAUCAGAAGCAGUGGAUCUUUAACCAUCAGAAACAUCAGCAGAGAAGAUUCUGGAGUUUAUAAAUUACAGAUCAUUACUGGACCCUCAGUCUCAGUCUGGAGAUUCAGUGUUAAAGUUUAUGCUCCAGCCCCAAAGCCGGUCAUAAGAACUCGAGCUGAAAGCCGUUCAGCUCUUCCCAGAGGCUCAUGUUCUCCUGUGUGUUUUGUGGAGAACGGGGAGGAUGUGAGUUUAUCCUGGUAUGAAGAUAAAGAGAGAAUCUCCAGUAUCAGUAGAGCAGAUUCCAGUGAUUCCAGUCUUCAUCUUCUUCUGAACAGAACCUUCCCAACAAACUACACUUACACCUGUGUAUCUGAUAAUCCCCUCAGUAAUCAGUCCACCCAACUAAACAUCGCAGAACUCUGUCCUUUUAAAGAAGGUAGGUAAUUAUAAUAAUCAUUGCUUUUUGAUUUAUUAUUCACUCUGGUGAUACUGAUGUUGAUGCACUGCUGUUUAUAUUAGUCUUAGUAAUUUAACUUCAGUAUUUCCUACUUUGCUGCAGCAUAGAUGUUUACAGGUGGUGUUUUUGUUUAUGUUCUUAUUAUUAAGAUAAAUGUCCAGAUGGUUGUGUGAGGAUACCGACUGCUGCUCUGAUCUCUGUUGGGCUUUUGGGAGCUGCUCUAAUAUUAAUAUCAUUCAUAUGGUUUUGGAAAAGGAGCAAAAAGC